Molecule: messenger RNA, 1512 nt
Organism: Symbiodinium necroappetens
Lineage: Eukaryota; Dinophyceae; Suessiales; Symbiodiniaceae
Source: the annotation of a GenBank genome assembly
AUGGGGAAGCGGGCUUGCUCGACAGCAGCACUGGAAGCAGGAAUUGAAAGCCUUUCCCUCCAGGAGCCAACGGCCACAGAGCCUGUUCCUGAAAGUGAAGAGCCAGCUGAAGUUGAAGGUAUUUUGGAGGAGACUGGGGUCAGCAGGCUCCCUUGGUACGAAGAAUUGAUCAAGCAGGCGCCGAAGUGCGAAGCUGACUGCCUCGACUGGAAGGCCUGGGCAAAUUGUGGCGCUGCUCUUUGGCACCUGGGCGAGAAGAAGGCUAGUUGGGACUGUUAUAAGCAGGCUGCACAUGCUCUUCAAGGUUUUCGUACUGAGUUGACGACGGACAAGCUUUUGGCAGAUCCAGUUGUUGGCAAAUUCUUGAGUGCACUGGAGCGUGACUUUCGAGCAGGGCGUUGGGAAUCUGACGAGGCAGCAGACCUGGCGCUCUUUGCUGUGCUCACACUUCGCGGCCGUGCAGCCGAAGUCUGCACGGAGAUCUGGCAUGAACGCCUUCCGAACCACUACUUUGCCGCGAUGCAGGCUUUAUGUAGAAGACUCAGCACGCCCAGCCGGCCUCUUCGGCAAGUGUGCCCGGAUGAUUCACGUAUGGAUUUGAUGAGUGGCAACACACUGGCUUUGCUUGUGGCACCCGACGGCGAGCAGUCCCAUCAGUGCUCCAUGACCCCGGCAGUGGCCUACAGAAAGCAGCACCAGGCUUACGAACUCGGCGCGGGGGCAGGCGACUGUGAGCAGCUGCUGGGGCGGUGGCACUAUGAUGGGUCGAUGUCUUAUGUGAUAUCGCCGCUGGGGGACAGAGCUUGCCGAUUUGACGAGUGGGCUUGGGCCUUCUUGACAGGCUCCUCGAAUGCAGCUGUGCAGUCUGUUGUCAGCAUCUCGUGGACUAUGAUGGGCGUUCAUAUGCUUUCGUUGGCUGAGCACCAGUGCACCUGGUCACACGGGUCUCUGAAGGAACAGCGCUUUGUGGGGCUGAGAUACGACACUCAGAGACAGGUCUUGAUCUCCCAGUGUAGACCACAGCAAGGCGAUUGGGGCCCUGAGACCAUAGCUACAUCAGUCUCUUCGGAGCUCAACCAAAAUCACGGCGGCCUAACGCGAUAUGCUGUAAUGGCUACAUUGCUUUGCACCGGCUUGGUUCUUUUGCAAGAUCUGACUUGGCGAAACUCAAUGCGUCCGCUGUUCGUUGCCGUCGGCCUGGAAGACGUUGCUGACGACAUUCGACGCUGGACCAAGGACUGCUGGUCAACUGUGCUGCCCGGCUGGAUUUGGAAACAGCUACACAAAUCUCCAUUCAGCAUGGCGAAAGUGGCAGGCGGAAGCUUGGAAGCGGACUCAGCUAGGGCGCCAGCAAUGCCACAGGAGUCGGCCAAGUGGCUACCCGCAACGAUCAACAAAAUGAGUGAAGCUUGUUGCAUCUGUGUCAUGCUGCGUGUUACCUCUAUCUCCCAUUUAGCGAAACGAAUGCCGACGGAGCUUUCCUCAGUCUUCCGCAGUAGCAACCUUUUUUGA